Molecule: messenger RNA, 582 nt
Organism: Anopheles marshallii
Lineage: Eukaryota; Metazoa; Arthropoda; Insecta; Diptera; Culicidae
Product: actin-binding Rho-activating protein-like
Exons: 4
Coding region: 1-582 (193 amino acids)
Biological process (GO): positive regulation of Rho protein signal transduction
Molecular function (GO): actin binding
Source: RefSeq, a predicted model, not a curated record
AUGUCUACCACAAGAAGACGCAGCUCCGUCACUAUACGUCUGUCCGAAACACCAGACUCUCCACUCUCGUCGAAGGUGGCCCUGUUCAACCAGACUGCCCAGAGCCAUCGGGAAUCGCAACUCUCCAAUCCGUUCUCCGAUGCGCAGGCAACGCGCGGCAUGGCAAGGCUACAAAUCAGCAAGGAGGAGUACGGCAAACCUAAAGCGGGCAGUCUUACCGAAUACCGGGGUAAGAAGGCCAACAUCCAGGUGUACCAGGAAAUGCUCGAACUCUGCCAGGUGAUCGACACUGACGGCAAACCGGUGUCCAAGAAGAAUCCCGAUAUCAAAAUGAUCUACUUCGGCGAACUGUUCAAUAUAUACACACACAUCAACGAUAAGCUGGUGGGACUGCUGUUGCGCGCCCGUAAACAUGACCUCAUCCAGUUCGAGGGUGAGUGCCUGUUCCAGCGCCGCGAUGACCACGUACCAGUCUACCUAACGAAACCGGUCGCACAGAUCCGGGACAUUCUCGUCGGCAAGCAGACGGAAAUUCGCCGUAGUUUAAGUCCCAACCCACAGCCUACCAAUAUGUUACCUUAG